AGAGAGGGAGGGAAAGAGAGAGAGAGAGCUCUUUCAGACCGAUUAUAAACAGAAAAGAGAGGGAGAGGGAGGAAGACAGAUUAAACAGACUGAACACAACUGUUGUUUUAAUCCCCUGAGCGGAUAGAUUUAGAGGAAAAAAACUACUGGUUUGGGGAAGAGCAGCCAUAUUGCAUGGACCUUUGGUGGAAUAACAAGACUAGAAAUACAAGGACUUCAGGAGCGGACGCUACUUGCGACUCUCUCCUAUUUAUUAUUUAUUUGUUUUGUUUUUAGAUAGUGUUAACCAACAACUCGAAAGAUGAAGGACCGACUGGAGCAACUAAAGGCGACAUGCGAUCAUGAUGAUGAAGAUGUUGAGAUCGCCGUGGACAAUCCUGCCUUUAUGGAUGAGUUCUUUUCCCAGAUUGAAGACAUCAGGCACAGCAUUGAUAAGAUCGACGAGAAUGUGGCCGAAGUGAAGAAACUUUACUCAGUUAUUCUUUCUGCACCAACAUCUGACCAGAAAACACAGGAUGAUUUGGAGGCACUUACUAAUGAUAUCAAGAAAAUGGCCAACAAUGCUCGUAACAAACUAAAGACCAUCGAAAGGAAUCUUGAGAUGGAAGAAGUGGAAAGAGUAUCGGCUGACAUGAGAAUACGCAAAUCACAGCAUGCUGUACUUUCCAGGAAGUUUGUUGAUGUGAUGACCAAAUACAAUGAAGCUCAGUUGGACUUCAGAGAGAAAAGCAAAGGUCGCAUUCAGAGACAAUUAGAGAUCACUGGUAAAUCCACAACUGAUGAGGAGCUGGAGGAGAUGCUGGAGGGAGGAAAUGCAGCCGUUUUCACAGCAGGGAUUGUGGAUUCAGGGAUUUCCAAACAAGCGCUGAGUGAGAUUGAAGCGCGUCACAAAGACAUUGUGCGUCUGGAGAGCAGCAUAAAGGAGCUGCAUGACAUGUUUGUGGACAUCGCCAUGCUGGUGGAGAGCCAGCAUACUUGUCUCUCUUCCUCUUUGUUCAAACUCGUUCUGUUGGUUGCUAAGCCGUAUGCAGCUGCUCAGACUGACUUCCCAUCAGCCCUCUCUCUCACAUGGUGGUAUGAUUGAGAGGAUUGAGAACAACAUGGACCAGUCAGUGGGUUUUGUGGAGCGGGCGGUUGCUGACACUAAAAAAGCUGCUAAAUAUCAGCAGGAGGCUCGACGUGUGAGUUCAUGAUGAAUAUCAGGCCCCGCCCCCUCCGCCCCCUCCGCCCCCUCCGUCCCGCCCUGCCUCUCCUUACUGUGUCCCACUGACGUCACGCGCACACAAACAAACCCAAUGAUUAUUACUAAUCCUGAUACGCCCUGAAACUUUCCAUUACAGGAUUUCAGUGUAUCUCAGAUGAUGAAAAACAAUGUUAAUCCACAUGUGUUCAAUUAACAGCAACAAAAAUGUUGACACACACAGCUGAGAAGGACACUUUUUAACAAAGCCGUUCUGUCUUAAAAUGUGAGAAAUGGUUUUUUUUUUGGUGCAAGUGAAAGUUAGCAUUGGUUUAUCGGUCACCUCCAUUCAUGAAGUCAGGGGUUUGUUAGAGUUUUACCGCUUUAUACAGAUAAAAUAACAGAAAAAACGUGCAUGUGUACAAAAAUACUCCGCCUCUGAAACUACUUCUCUCUGUUGUCAUUGUUCAGGUACAAAAGAUUUUCAUAUUAAAAUUAAAGGAACACUCCACCCAGAAAUGGAAACGGUCAUUAUUUACUCAUGUCGUUCCAAACCUGUAUGACUUCCUCUCUUCUGGAACACACUAUAAUAUAUUUUGAGGGAUCCAUUGACUUCCAUUGUAUGGGCAAAAUGAGUAUGAUUAUUCUCAAAAUGUCUUAUAUGUUGCACAGAAAAAAGAAAGUCAUGCAGAAAGUUAAUUUCUGGGUGACUGUCCCUUUAAAUAUAUAGUAAUAAAACAAAAUAAAAUAAAUAAUAUAUAAAAAUGAGUUAUGUAUAGAGGCAUGAAAAAAAGAGCUACAAAGAAUACAAAAGUAAUAGAAAUUAAUCAAAACUGAAACAAGUAAUGAUUAAACAUGAAGGUUUAUAGUGCGUGGAAAUACAUUCAUCUGGAAAUACAUCAUAUUAAGAAAGCAAUUUGGGUUGAAAAUUAUGAAUAUGAUGAGCAUGCCAUAGUGGCGCACAAGCUUUCUUUCUUUCUUUCUUUCUUUCUUUCUUUCUUUUUUUUUUUAAAUGUGAAAAUAUUUUUGGAAUCUUCAAUGAUAGUUUUCUAGACAUUAAAGGUAUAAUUCACCCAAAAAUAAAAAAAUCUGUCAUGAAUUACUCGCCCUCAUGUUGUUCAAAACCUGUAAGACCUUCGUUUAUCUUCAGAACACAAAUUAAGAUAUUUCUGAUUAAAUCCGAGAGCUUCCCUCAAGAAAUUCUUGCAGAUUCAUAUAAUAAAGGUUGAACCACUGAUGUCCCAUGGACUUGUUUAACAAUGACUUUACUUUUCUGGGGCUUGAACGUGUCAGUUUCAUUGUUGUCUGUGGGAGGGUCAGAGAGCUCUCGGAUUUCAUCAAAAAUAUCUUACAUUAUGUUCUGAAGAUAAACAAAGCUCUUACGGGUUUGGAAUGACAUGUGGGUGAGUAAUGACAGAAUUUUCAUUUUUUGAUGAACCAACCCUUUGUCUUUUCCAUAAAUGCAAUACCUGAAAUGAAUAUCACAUACGAAUAUCUUUUCAUCAGAUAUCAUGUUUUGGAUCACUCUUUAUAUCCGAGUGAGCUGUUUAUUUGUUACUCAAAUGUUAAAGUAGAUGCUAACAGAUGUUUUUUUAUGUGUUUCUUCACAGAAAAUCAUUAUAAUAGUGUCUGUGGUUUUGGCAGUUUUGGCAGUUAUUGCUUUGAUAGUGGGUUUAUCUGUAGGUCUAAAACAAUAAAGGCUCUGGUGAGUAAAUUUCAGAGGAGCAUGUGUAAGGUUUGGGAAAGGGGAAUGGUGCGGGUGUUUGAUGUUACGCAGACAUGGAGCUGGUGACCGGGAUUUUAGCUGAUCUUCUCUAGUCUUCCUCAGGGGUGUAAAGCAUGCUUUCUCUGGGCUUUGGGAUCUCCCGAGCAUCCUUUUGUUUGGUUGUGUGAAGUUAGUUUUUAUGUUCUCUGUGCGUUUUGGUUCUUUUAGGCUCUGUUUGUUAUGGUGGUGAAGGGUUGAAGACUUUAGAUGUUUGCUGUUGGAUUAAUGGAUCGUGUUCUGUUUGGUCUCUUGUAGAAGAUGAUCAUACUGGGUGUGAUUGGUGCUGUGGUGCUCAUCAUCAUCCUCAUCAUCAUCCUCACACAGGUUCUAUGAUAACCUCUGUGGCUGCUCAUGAACUCUUUAUUAUUAUAGAAGAUCAUUUCCUCCACUCCUUUCCAUCCUCCUUGUUUUUCCUUGGAAGUACGUCAAGAUGAAAGCUCCGCCCCCUGCCCCUGAGGCCCCUCCCUUCAUCAGCACAAACCAAUGGGAAUCUACUCUGCUGGAACCCUAGUGGUGGUCAAGGAAACAGAUUGUGUUUUUUUUUUUUAAAGGACUUGAUGGGAAAUGUUGAAGGAACUUCUAUUACAUGCCAGGAAUGGCGUUUGAAGGAAGCACAUUUUAAAUCCAUGAGCACAGAAUAAAGGACUUUUAUGAGACUUAGAAAGGUAACCUCCAUUUUUUUAAGACACGUCUAUGGCUACAUCUGCUGGUUGAGCUACUGAACUGUUCCUGAUCAAAAGGGCUCUAUUUUGGAUCCCUGUGAAGUGAACACAAUAAGCUAAGUUUUGAUGGCUCGUCCAGAAUGGAAGAAAUCCACAUGUGUAUGUUUCUAAUGUGAUGAACGUUUGUAUGGGAAUUAACCAAAGGAAUAAAUUGCAUUAUAUGUUUUCUAAGUAUUUUGUUAACAUUUGAGAAAUUAAUGGAUGGAUUCCAUGGUAAUCAUUAUCAUAUAACUGUGAUUAUUUAUAUAAUAAAUCAUAUUUAUAUAUAAUUUCAUAUUUAGCAGUCAAUGAAUAUGGGUUUAUAUGUGAGUAUGGGUUCAGUAGUUACACUAUUAGUUAAACUGAUAUUCCCAGCCAUAAAAAAGAGGUUACAGACCAGCAAAAAAAAGAAAAAAGCUAAAGUGCUAAAUCGCAUUAUAAGUAUAACUUAGUUUGAGUGUGCCUUGUAAUAAAUUAUUAUAAAUUAAAUCAAAAUAUGUUAAUUUUUGGGCAAUUUGUAGUUGAAGAUCAGCUUUAGCUUGCAAAUAUCAUUGCACAACACAUUUAGAGCACUUGACUUCACUUUUUUUUUUUUUUUGGAUUACUAUGAUUUAUUUAGAGAUUUACCUCAGUUUGAACAAUGUGGUCCAAACAAUAUAAUUUUAUUUCUGCAAAUAAAUCUGAUUUUUAGAAAACGUUUUCUAGGGAUAGUACAUUAUGAAAGAAUAGGAUAUAUGACCAUGCCUUCAACGGCUGCAAAGAUUAAACCAAGCGUUGUUAAAUGAAACAGACAGAAGAUUGCAUCGUUCACACCCUGUGUAAAUAUAUUUACUUAGUCCAUUUAUGUAGAUAAAAAUUGUCUAAACUAAUAUAUUUCUAUAUUUAUACCAGUUUAAAGUGUUAGUUUUUUUGUAAAAUUAGAUUGGAUUCAGAUUAAAGUAUAAUCUGGCAUUCUCUCUCUCUCUCUCUCUCUCUCUCUCGCAAAAGAACUAAAUGUAAAAAAUCCUGUCAUCACCAGCGAACAAUGAAUCCUGGGAAAGUUCAUUAUUCCUAUCCUUCAUUGACCGGGAAACAAAGGAUGCAUUUUGAGGCAGCAUUUGACGGAGACUUUGAAUUGGGACAGCGUUCAUCGCACCGAUGUGAUGCAUCCGGUCUAAAAAUGCAGCCUCUUAAUUUAAGACACAAAUGUAUUCUCUAACUUAAGAUGUUUGUGAUGUCAUGUGACAUAUGAUUAUUUUUCUUCUCUUCUGGAAGAAAUACUGUAUCAGUAUCUGUGCUUUACCAGUAAUAUUCUACAUAUUUCUAAACAUGUUUGGUGGCAUGUCAUUCCAUGACAGUAGGUGUGUUAUAUUGUUGAAAUAUAUUGUUUGUCCUUGAACUAUCCUUUACUGACUGACACGGAGGCAGGUUUAUAUCAGGUAAUAUCAGCAGGUUUGUGAUCUGUACGCGUUUUCUUUGUGCAAGAAGCAGAAUCAUGUUGUUAGGAAGCACAGAAGAACUGCUUGUGUGGUUUGUAUUAUGAAAGUCCUCUACACCUGAUGGUAAGUGAGUGCUUGCUUUCUUAAAGACACAGACACACAGACCUUAAACCUAAACCUUUCCUUCGUUUUAUUCCUCUUUCUCCCUUCUGUUCAUUUUAAAAGAAUUGUGCAUGAUUUUUUAAAGCAACUUUUUAGUAGAUGUGAUCUGCUGUGUAAACUAAGAUUUAGUAGCAUUAAUUUAUUUCCUUUUUAAGUGCUUUUUCUAACUUCUGUUCUCUAUUAUUUGUCGUUACUGUCUCAUACAUUUGCGUCUUUCUCUCUGUAGAAGAAAAUGAUGAUCAUGCUUUGCUGUGUGAUUCUGGGGAUUGUUGUCUUUUCUUAUCUGUACAGCUUCUUUUCUUAAUGGCUGAAGUGACCUCAGGACCACAGUUUAGUCUGCUGCCCUUAUCUCCUGCCCUCGCUGCUUCUCGAUGUCUCAGAGAUGCAGUGGUUCAUACAGACAUCCCAGGGUCCAGCGCCUCCUGCUGCACACACAUCUGUGUUCAGGGGUCUAUGACGUGGACAAAGAAAGCAGCAGAGAGAGAUGAAUAUAUAUAUAUUUUCUAUUUAUUUGUGUUUCUGCCUCUUUUUCCUCAUAAUCAUAUGUCUCAUAUCGCUGUCUUAUAUUCUCAUAUAUUGUUUGGUUGUGUGUUUUGGUGUUGCUGUUAAUUGUAGUAAACUACAUCUUUUGAAUACUUCAGUAAGGGAUGUAUUUCAUGUGUUCUGUAACUAUCUAUCUAUUAAAAUGAGAUUUAAGAAAGGUG
Carassius gibelio (silver crucian carp) is the source of this 5930-nucleotide messenger RNA. RefSeq names its product syntaxin-3-like. The transcript is spliced from 11 exons. Gene Ontology annotation, cellular component: postsynapse; SNARE complex; synaptic vesicle. The record is from RefSeq and is a predicted model, not a curated record. Gene Ontology annotation, molecular function: SNARE binding; SNAP receptor activity. The coding region runs from base 302 to 1084 and encodes 260 amino acids. Lineage: Eukaryota; Metazoa; Chordata; Actinopteri; Cypriniformes; Cyprinidae. Gene Ontology annotation, biological process: synaptic vesicle fusion to presynaptic active zone membrane; exocytic insertion of neurotransmitter receptor to postsynaptic membrane; intracellular protein transport.